AUGGCAGGUUUCACUCUUUCUGUUGUAGAUACAUCCACAAUAUCUUCUGCUGCAACCCGCAAGGUUGUUCAUUCUCUUUCUCCUGCACGCCGCGUCCCCGACAUGCGCGGUGCUGCAAAGCAGGCUAGUGUCGCUGUCAAGCCGAUCAGGCUGCCUUACAAGCAGCUCCAACGAUCAAACAAGUCAACCGCAAAGCCAAGAACGACGUUGGCUGCGUCAAGGCAGAACUUGCCCCCAGCCAGCGGGUUGACGUCAAGGACAAGACCGAGCGCUUCGGCGACUCGUGUACCCCAACUCCACGCACGAUCCAGAGCUGACUACAAGCAGAAUGGUGCCGGUGCGUUUUUGAAGACCAAGAUCCCAAGACCCACGGUUGUGGCGUUGAAGGAUGCUCGGGUCCGACAGAGCAUGGAGUGUCGGGUCAGAUCAGUGAGUGUUGUUCGGACCCCCAAGGCCAAGUUGACUUCACUUCCUGUAGAUCAAGUAGCAGUCGCCCAAGACUGCGAAGACGAGACCACAGAGCAAGGCCCUAUCGAGGUCGACUCUGAAAUCCUGCAGCCUGUCGAGCGGAACGAAGCCGAGGACUCGGGAACCGACGAUUCCUCACUGCUCUUCAACGACAAGAGCUUCGACGAGUCUGUUGAUGCGGACCAACAGACUUCGACCCUCAACCUCAUCGGACGGGAGCUCAUCAGCAUGAAGCGACUCGGGCUUGGACUCCGGAUCCACCGAUCGCCGUGGUUUGUCGGAUUCGCCCAUUGUCCGCAGUACAAGGGCGAAGGUGUCAGCAUGCCACGCGUGCACCCAAGGAAGGAGUUUACUGUGGAGGAGCAAGGACAAGGUACCAAGGGGACAACACGAGGCAACGUAGUCAAAGCUGCCAAACCCGCAUCUUCGGUACCAGCCAAGAGCGAUAAGGUGGCUGCGAUCACGAAGCCUCAGGGGCAGGGAAAGCGUCACCUUCCGACAACCACCACGCCUCUCGCCCGUAGCCAGAAGCCUGUUCCACAGACAAAGGCUAUUGGCGAUCGCAAGCCCCGUCCUACCGCUGGACGAACCCUCAGUAUCAAGCAGUCAGCAGCCCCCAGUACCGACAAGAAGCCACUGGGUCGUGGACCCCACGCAGGAAAGCCCGCUCCAAAGCCAACUGCACGCCCAUCCCUUCCCUCCACGGCCAAGAAGCAGGUCUGUUUCGUCUCCGGACCCAUCAAGCCACGCUUCUUCUCCGCCAAGGAUACCGUCAAGCAGUCCGCAUCCCCUGAUGCCCUGCCAUCACGGUACGAAUGGGCUCCACUCGUCGGUUUGCAGCACUCUCGGCCUACCUCGGUCGGCUCCGAGACAUCAGAGAUCUUCCAAAGCGACAAAGCGGGUAGCUUGACGCUCAAGCGCCGCUUCCUCACUCGUUUCGCCAGCGUCCAGGCGUACGAGACAAUUCGUCGCGAAGAGGCUCUUGCCAGGGGUGAGCAGCCGGGCCUGGGUCAGCUUAACUAUGGCAAUGCUGUUGUCAGGAUUGCCCUGCAAGCGUCCAGGGUCGUCGAGGCGGACCACAUUGGGAUCCUCCAGGACCUGAGUGGUAUUGGUAGGUGUGGACUCGUAGCGACUAGCCGGCGACGAAUGGCCAAUCCCGUUUGGGUCUUUGGAUCGUUCAAGGAGCCCUGGAGCCCUGCGACUAUUCCGACCAAGCGGGUUGCGGCUUAUAAGAAGCCGGUUUUCUAG
Bipolaris zeicola 26-R-13 is the source of this 1716-nucleotide messenger RNA. RefSeq lists its product as uncharacterized. NCBI's taxonomy places the organism in Eukaryota, Fungi, Ascomycota, Dothideomycetes, Pleosporales, Pleosporaceae. The coding region runs from base 1 to 1716 and encodes 571 amino acids. The record is from RefSeq and is a predicted model, not a curated record. The transcript has 3 exons.